GCAAGGGAUGUGUUUGCUUCCUUAUUUCCCUGCGUUUCUCCUUUGAGCUCAUUGUCACAGUGACACUCGCCUGAACUGCACAGUGAGGAGAAGACGGUGUCUCUGCUGAGCUGAGCUCUGCAGGCACAGGGACCCCCGUCUUCCUGAAGCGUCUCCAGGGCCUGGGUGACCACAGUCCAUGGGGAGGACCUGGGCAGGUGACUGGGCAGAGGGUGAAGGGACCCGGUGGGGGAGGCCCUGACCUAGAAGGACGGCCUUCGGUUCCCUCACCUGCUAGGGGAGUCUCAGGAGGCUCAGGAUCUAUUUCCUGUUACAUCAUGGGAAUGCGAGUCAAGCUCCUGGGAAGACGAUGUUCCUGGGAAGACAGAGCCCCUUUCUGAGGGGCUGCUGGUGCACUGCACUGCAACAGGGACCGUCAGCCUCCCAGUGACAACACGCUGAGUGUCUGUCCAACCUGAGGACUCCAUGGUCUCUUCCUUCUGCACAGCUGGGUUCAGAGAGGAGACACCAUGCCCUCCACCCUCACGGCCUUGCUCUGCCUCGGACUGAGUGUGGGCCUAAGGACCCCAGUGCAGGCAGGGACCCUCCCCAAACCCACCCUCUGGGCUGAGCCAGGCACUGUGAUCCCCUGGGGGAGCUCAGUGACCAUCUUGUGUCAGGGGGCUCUACAAGCUGAGGAGUACCAUUUGUACAAAGAUGAAAUUUCAGAGCCCUGGUUCAAACAGAAGACACUGGAUCCCAGGAACAAGACCAAGUUCUCCAUCACACAGAUGACAGCACGUACUGCAGGGAGAUAUCAGUGUUACUAUCUCAGCCAAGGUGUCUGGUCAGAGCACAGUGACCCCCUGGAGCUGGUGGUGACAGGAGCCUACAGCAAACCCAGGCGCUCAGCCCUGCCCAGCGCUGUUGUGACCUCAGGAGAUACCGUCAUCCUCCAGUGUGGCUCACGGCAGGGAUUUGAGAGGUUCAUUCUGACUAAGGAAGGAGAAGACAGGCUCUCCUGGACCCUGGACUCACAGCCUCACCCCAGUGGGCAGUUCCAGGCCCUGUUCUUCAUGGGUCCUGUGACCCCCAGCCACAAGUGGAUGUUCAGAUGCUAUGGAUAUAGCAGGAACACACCCCAAGUGUGGUCACAGCCCAGUGACCCCCUGGAGCUCCUGGCCUCAGGUAUGUACAGGAAGCCCUCCCUCUCAGCCCAGCCAGGGCCCCUGGUGCUGCCUGGAGACAACCUGACCCUCCAGUGUCACUCAGAGCCUGGCUUUGACAGAUUUGCUCUGACCAAGGACCAGGGGACCACACCCCAACAGUGUCUCCAUGGGCAGCACAGCCCCGACUUCCCCCAGGGCCCUGUGAACCUCACCCAUGGGGGCCAGUACAGGUGCUACAGUGGACAAAACCUCUCCUAUGUGUGGUCAUACCCCAGUGCCCCCCUGGACAUCCUGAUUGCAGGAAUAUACAAGAAACCCUCCCUCUCUGCCCAUCCAGGGCCCUCAGUGCCCUGGGGAGAGAACGUGACCCUGCAGUGUUGCUCUGAGGUCAGGGCUGAUACCUUCCACCUGCACAGGGAGGGGUCUCUGGAUCCUCCCCAGCAGCUUCAUCUCCAGGACACGGCUGCCCCCUCUCAGGCCAACUUCACCAUCAGCCCUGUCACCUGGGGCCACCAUGGAAUUUACAGGUGCUACAGCUCACACAGCUCCUCCCCCUUCCAGCUGUCACAGCCCAGUGACCCCCUGGAACUCCUGGUCUCAGGGGCAGCCGACACCAUCAGCCCAUCACAAAACAAGUCAGACCCCAGGACCUCACACCCCCAGUGCUACACCAUGGAAAAUCUCAUCCACAUGGGCAUGCCUGGAUUGGUCCUGGUGGUCCUCGGAGUGCUGAUCUUUCAGGCUUGA
Messenger RNA from Phyllostomus hastatus (greater spear-nosed bat), 1895 nucleotides. Its product is annotated as leukocyte immunoglobulin-like receptor subfamily A member 6. Gene Ontology annotation, molecular function: inhibitory MHC class I receptor activity. The record is from RefSeq and is a predicted model, not a curated record. Gene Ontology annotation, biological process: cytokine-mediated signaling pathway. Bases 510 to 1895 code for a protein of 461 amino acids. Lineage: Eukaryota; Metazoa; Chordata; Mammalia; Chiroptera; Phyllostomidae. The transcript has 8 exons.